UCUUUUCUCAUAUAUUUUUUUAUUUUUUAUGUUGUGGUUGAUUUCUCGAGUUUAAUGAAGUGAUCGACGUAAGAAAUUCAGAUUGAGUGAGAACAAUGGCAAGUCGUGGAACGACAGAAACACAGAAGUUGCGACAACAGCUAGAAGAACAGCUGGAUCGACUGGUAGCUCAACUUGCAGACUUGGAGGAAUGCAAAGGAGAAUUGGACCCGGAAGAAUACGAUGAGGUUCACAAAGACACGAUUGAACAGCUGAACGAAUUUCAGGCGUCUCUAACUCGCAUGAGCAGCGGGAACAUGACUCUUGUCGACUCACUGAGUGCUAUGCAACUGGCAAUACAGGCAGCCAUCUCCCAAGCCUUCAAGACACCUGAGGUGAUUCAGAUGUUUGCGAAGAAGCAGCCUGAUCAGCUGCGUGAAAAGUUGUUCCAGAUUGAGAGAGACCAGAAAAUUGGAAAACUAACCAUGGAUUCUUAUACACAACAAAAGCUCGAGAUCUUGAGUGCAUUGCAAAAAUUGGGAGAGACACUGGAGGAAGGAGAGCAAAGCUUCUUAGAUGCCCAUGCCUCGUCUCUCAUGAAAAACUUUGAUCAGGUCACCGAUGAUGGAGGGUCAAGUCAGAAGGUCCUUGAAAUGGCUCGACAGGGACUGCAAUAAACUCAGAAACAAAAUUUAGCUAUAUUUACAGUUUUCCAAUGGAAAAUUUAAUCUUUCAUAAUCCUCUGGAUGCUUUUCCUGCAGUUCCUAUCUAUUACUGUGUCUAUGCAUGACAGGAAAUUUUUAUAUGUAAGUUUAUGUAGAUUUCUUAUCAAGAGUAACAGGAUUACUAAGUAGAAAGAAUAUGUCCAAGGAAAGGACAUAUUUCCAUUCCAGAGCACUUUGUAAGCAUCCACUUUCAGCGUUCAGAUUUCACGUGCCUUUCCGAAAAUAACAGGGAACAUGAUUUAUGUAAAAGUAGGUAGCCUUUUGUCUAAGGAUGUUUAUGGAAUUUUGAAGAAUUACAAAUGAUUUAGAGAUGAGAUGAUUCUCAUAUAUGAACACACUUACUUUUUUUUUAUAUAAGAUAUGUGAUUUUUAUAAUUCUUUUUCUUAUGAGCCUUAUACGUCUUUUUGACUAGUAUCCAAAGCAUUAUUUUUUAUGUCGGAUUCAGUAGGUGAUAUGACAGAAUGUUACAGCGUAUACUGAUUAUGCUAUAUAUUUUGCAGUAGAGAAAGCAGCAAAUUAACUGAUUGAUCUUCCAUCCUCAGAUACAUGGGAUCUGUGUAAUAUUUUAGUCUUUAGAGAUGUAGAUGGUAAUGAUUUUAUUUUACUUGUUACAUUCAAUGAUGGUGAAACAGCUAUGUUAUUGUACUAUUAUGGGAACAUUUUGCAUUUUCUUUCAAUGUGAGUGUGCGAAAAAAAUAAAGAAUCAUUGUU
Molecule: messenger RNA, 1416 nt
Organism: Penaeus monodon (black tiger shrimp)
Lineage: Eukaryota; Metazoa; Arthropoda; Malacostraca; Decapoda; Penaeidae
Product: protein LZIC-like
Exons: 6
Coding region: 96-656 (186 amino acids)
Molecular function (GO): beta-catenin binding
Source: RefSeq, a predicted model, not a curated record